Molecule: messenger RNA, 779 nt
Organism: Pocillopora verrucosa
Lineage: Eukaryota; Metazoa; Cnidaria; Anthozoa; Scleractinia; Pocilloporidae
Product: intraflagellar transport protein 20 homolog
Biological process (GO): protein localization to cilium; centrosome localization; intraciliary transport
Cellular component (GO): centrosome; cilium; intraciliary transport particle B
Source: RefSeq, a predicted model, not a curated record
GAACAAACAUGGCGGACGGCCCGGCUGGGUUUCACUUCGAUGAGCUAAACAAAGUUCGGGUUUUAGAGCCUGAAAUUAGUCAGCAAACGCAAGAACUCAAGGAAGAAUGUAAAGAAUUUGUUGACAAAAUUGGAGAGUUUCAAAAAAUAGUGGGAGGAUUUAUCGAUAUGGUUGAUGCUUUAGCUAAAGAGGUCGAGAAGGAGAAAAUGAAGGCUAUUGGCUCAAGAAAUCUAUUAAAGUCAAUAGCAAAGCAGAGAGAAGCACAGCAGCAACAACUACGAGCACUGAUUGCUGAAAAGAAAACACAAUUGGAACGUUUCCGUGUCCAACAUGAAGCUUUACAAAAGGUUGAGAGUGAACAAAAUGAAUUUAUAGAGCAGUUCAUUUUACAGAAAUAAUUAUUGUUUUUCCCAGAUGCUAUCUGUAUAAAACUACUGUUAACUAACCAGUUCUAAAUUACUUGUAAAUAGAAUUGUUAUGGUUCCUUUUUUGUACAUAAGCACAUCACAGUAUGUUGUAUGUGAUACAUGUGUACUUUCAACCAUUUGUGAAAUAGUGUCUUUUCUGUGCUGUUCAGAUAAACACAAAGAAGACUGUUUGUCACAUUUUUCUCAGUGUAGAAUAACAAUAAUGAGAGACAGUAAAAAAGUACACUUUUUCAAAAAAAAGAACAAAAUGAUUUGUUCUAUGUAUUAUUCUUAAAGUAUUGCAGUUAAGAAGUUCUUACUGUUUUCUUAAUACUAAUAUUUAAAGCGAUAUGUUUGUAACAGUUUUUUUGU